Fundulus heteroclitus (mummichog) is the source of this 1077-nucleotide messenger RNA. Its product is annotated as NACHT, LRR and PYD domains-containing protein 12-like. NCBI's taxonomy places the organism in Eukaryota, Metazoa, Chordata, Actinopteri, Cyprinodontiformes, Fundulidae. The coding region runs from base 259 to 1077 and encodes 272 amino acids. The transcript has 5 exons. Gene Ontology annotation, molecular function: protein binding. The record is from RefSeq and is a predicted model, not a curated record.
AACACAAUGGUGACUCACCACUGGAAGACUUCCUCAAGAAUGUACUGGAAAAAUGCCUCAGAAAUGAAAACGGGCGGCUGGACCUGUUUGUUCGCUUCCUUCACGGCCUCUACGUCAAUUCCAGCCAGAGACUCCUAAGGAGCCUACUGGGUUACACAGAAAGCAGUACAGAAACCAUCCAUAGAGUUAUCAACAACCUGAAGAAACAAAGAAUAUUAGCACCUCCAGACAGAAGCAUUAACAUUUUUCCACUGUCUAAUGGAGAUGAACGAUCUCUCAGUCUAUCAGGAGAUUCAAGAGUUCCUGAAGUCAGAAAACAGAUCUGAGUUCCUCUCAGAGAUCCACUGUUCAGCUCUGGCCUACAUGCUGCAGAUGUCAGAGGAGGUUCUGGAGAAGUUGGAUCUGACAAAGUACAGAACAUCAGUAGAGGGACGACAGAGACUUAUCCCAGCAGUGAGAAAUUGCAAAAAGGCUCAAUUUGCCGACUGUAAACUAUCAGAGACCCAUUGUGAAGUUGUGGCCUCAGCUCUGAAGUCCAACCCUUCUCAUCUUACAGAACUUGACCUGAGUGGGAACAAGCUAAAUUAUUCUGGAGUGGAGCAUUUGUGUGCUGGAUUUAGGAGUUUAAACUGCAAGCUUGAAAUACUGAGACUGGAGGACUGCGCGUUGCCAAAGAACAGCUGUAUUUCUCUGGUCUCAGCUCUGAAGUCUAACCCAUCUCAUCUCAAAGAACUACACUUAAAAGGGAAUGAAAGCAUGAAAGAUGCUGGAGUGAAGGAGCUCUGUGGGUUUCUAAAGAGUCCCCUGUGCAGACUAAAGAUUCUGAGAUUGCAGCGCUGCAGGUUGUCAGAGUUAGAUUCUGCUGCUCUGGUCUCAGCUUUGAAUUCUAACACCUCCCAUCUGAUAGAACUAGAUCUAAGUUGGAAUGAAGACAUAAAAGACACUGGAGUGAAGGAGCUCUGUAGUUUUCUAGAGAGUCCAGCCUGCAAACUAACAACACUGAGACUAUCUAACUGCAGUUUGACGGCGAUCAGCUGUGCAUCCCUGAUCUCAGCUCUGAAGGUAAAACCCUCCUGA